Molecule: messenger RNA, 709 nt
Organism: Telopea speciosissima
Lineage: Eukaryota; Viridiplantae; Streptophyta; Magnoliopsida; Proteales; Proteaceae
Product: copper transporter 6-like
Exons: 1
Coding region: 42-497 (151 amino acids)
Biological process (GO): intracellular copper ion homeostasis; copper ion transmembrane transport
Cellular component (GO): plasma membrane
Molecular function (GO): copper ion transmembrane transporter activity
Source: RefSeq, a predicted model, not a curated record
AUUCUUCCCAAACCGAAGAAGCCCUUGAAGAAGCAGAGGACAUGGAGCAUCAUAGUGGAACGAUGCCAUCCCCAUCUGAGGCGGCGUCCAAUGGCACCACCAUGGUUCACAAGAUGACGAUGCACAUGACCUUCUUCUGGGGGAAGAACACCGAGGUUCUGUUCUCGGGAUGGCCAGGCAAUCGCACAGGCAUGUAUGUUCUGGCCCUGAUCGUGGUUUUCGUGUUAUCGGUGCUGGUGGAGUGGCUCUCCCAUUCCCAAUUGAUCAAAUCGAGGACAAAUAAUAUGGUGGCAGGGUUGCUGCAGACGGUCAUGCACGCCGUCCGUAUGGGUCUCGCAUACAUGGUCAUGCUUGCUAUCAUGUCUUUCAAUAUCGGUAUCUUCAUCGCCGCCGUCGCCGGUCAUGCCCUCGGUUUCUUGCUCUUCGGAAGCAGAGUCUUUAAACCCAACCAGGUGCCUCCAUAUGAGAAACCCGAUCUUCCUCCUAUGAGCUGCUGAUUAGCUAUAAAUGGGAUAUUAGAAAAGAUGUUAAACCCCCAACCCUCAAAACUUCAAGAUGGGUAGUAGAAGAAUCUUUCUCUAAUUUUCUGAAACUGGGUUUUUAGGGUUUUAGUACUUUUUAUUGUUUCAGAUGGGUAGAUAUGUGUGUGUAUUAAAAUCUGAAUGCUGCAAAAGAAGAGUUUAUUAAUUUACUACAUUAGCAGAGGUUU